This is a messenger RNA of Ctenocephalides felis (cat flea), 5200 nucleotides long. RefSeq lists its product as uncharacterized. The record is from RefSeq and is a predicted model, not a curated record. The transcript has 14 exons. The coding region runs from base 170 to 5200 and encodes 1676 amino acids. Lineage: Eukaryota; Metazoa; Arthropoda; Insecta; Siphonaptera; Pulicidae. Gene Ontology annotation, molecular function: protein binding.
GCGGCACAAGAAAUGUCACAAUACUGUCAGAUAUUAAAGACUCGAAAAAUGCAUUUAAUUCUUUGUCUGGCAGCAAAAUUUAAUAAAAACAUUCGUGCCGAAUUGUUCAACAAAAAUAGUGUUAUGGAGUUAAAAUAUAUUUUGGUAUAAAUCUUUUGUACUUAUCGAAAUGGACAGUUUAAAUUUAAACCAUGAUUCUGGUUUGGAGACUGGAAGCACCUCCAUGAACAGCGUUAGAGAGCGUUCCAGUUGUGAAGCCUCCUGUGUCGAUUCUGCCGACACUUACAAUUUGACUGAGAUUGAAGAUGAAGAUACAUGUGAAUAUCUGCAAAGGAGACAGUCUGAUGUUCUCUUGUACAAUAACGAUGUAGAUGUAGAUGAUGAGGUGUACUCCAGACGUUAUGCUAAUAAAUGUGAUGAAUACUCAGGUCGGCCGAGUGGUACCAAGGCUACCAGUUCAGGAAAGUCGACACCUAGACAUAAACCUAUGGAGCUUGUUGUGUCCCACAGCAGUCAAACGUUAGUUUUGAAAUCAUCUAGUCGUGUCAUGUCUGAUGAACAUGAUACUUAUUCCCCGGAGGAGGAUCUUAGUUUUUUGCGGCAUGAGCACUCAGCUGAUAUGACGCCUGAUGAAUUCAUGAUGGAGGAUGUUAUGUACUUAACAGAUGACCAGAAUAAAAAGUAUGAUCAAAGUUUACAUUCAGUGAUAUCUAAGUCUUCAACUAAAGAAGAGAAGCAGAGACAGAACGAAGAGAUUGUUAAUGCUUGUUUUAUAGACGCCGCAUCUUUGGUUGAUGAUGUUGACGUUUGGCAAACAAAUUUUGAAGCUGGUACUUCAACAAUUAAACCGACAUCAUUAAACUUCAAUCACUCCAAUCCUAUUAAUAUUUUUAAGCCCGAUAAGUUUCAAAACGAGUUAUCAGUGUCGGAGUCUUUUGAAACUAAAACAAUAAAGAAAAAUAACACAAAGAUUCAAGUACCUCGGAAUCAAACAGUUAUUCAGAGCAUAAUGCCGACUCAACACAAUCUACAACUUCUGACACCAACAAUGAACUGGAAUCCACAAAAGCUAACACAACUUUUCACAUUAAACGAUUCAUCAAAUACUGAUGCAUCAGAUGAAGCACCUGUUGUAAUUGAUAAAAACUUUCUCACAGACAAUAUUGUUUUACCGGAUACACCACAUAAUUCGAUAAUCGAAGUUGACUGUAAGGAUUCACCAUAUAAAACCCAAAAGUACUCAGAAGCGUCACCUAUUAUUUCAGGUGGUGCCAGUGUUGAAGAUUUUGUUCCUAAGAUUCGUGCAAGUCCGUUGAUCAGAAAAAAAUUCGACGCUACUCCUAUUUUGUCAGGAGCAUCUGCUGCUUACGAAGUGCAAGAGAAGUUUGAAGAAAAACAAAGAAGAAAGCUGUCGACAAGUUGUGCUUGGAUUGUUGAUGUGAGUGACUGUUCCAGCACUUCUUCUUUGGAUUCGAGAUUGAAUCGUGAAACAUCCAGGCGCGACUCUACGUCUUCACAUAAAUCUUCUUUAGGAUUUUUCGUCGAUUUUAACGAUAAAAAAUCAAAUAGUGACAACUCCAGCGACGAAAGUAAAGGCAGAAGUUCUUUAGAGGAGAAAAGAUCCUUGGGUUAUUUUAUUGACUUGUCUCAUGAAGAACCGGCUAAACCAAAAACACCUCCAUCUGCCGACAAAUCUAUGUUUUCAAUGUUCAUAGAUUUUGGAGAAAAGUGUGUCAAAAGCAUCCCUGAUAGAUUGGCUAUGUCUUUACACCAGAGAGCACGAUCAAAAAGUAUUGCUGUUGAAGUCAAUGGAACAACCAAAUCUAAACAGGGAAUGGCUAGAAGUUUAGGUAGAGACAACACUAAUUCCUUGCCAAGACGGAAUGGUAAAAAGGAGAUUAUUAAAACUCCUGAACACUCACAAAAGUCAACAGGUGAAGCAAGUGGAAUAAAAAUGGGACAACAACGUUUCUUAGUCUACGUAAUUUGGAUGAUAAGAAAGUUACUAGUUUUCUGGAUAGCAGUGCACAGGAUGGCAAGUUACGUCACCGUCGUUGAAAAACAAAAACCAGUUGACCAAGACAAUGUUCCAAUUGUCAAACAACUUGAAGACACUUUACCAAACAUGGACAUCAAUGAAUCAACUAAGCGGCAUUCCUGGAACCUUCCUGAAGCACCAAAACCGCCACAAAGAUUUCACAAACGUGCCCAAAGCGUUUCAGAAAACAGUCUUCCACAAACUUUAAUAAAAUCAAAAGUUGGCUCCACUUAUUCAAUUGAAUCAAACUUGAGCGACUUUUCUGGACGUUCUGGUUUGAGUUCAGGAUCAAGCAGCGGCUACGCUAGAAUGAGCGAUGUUAAUAAAAAACAUAAAAAGGAUUGUAAGAUAAAUGAAACGUUUGAUAAAAGUAGUCCAGGAUCGCAGACUGAAGGUGUGUUGACUGACACUGAUGAAGAUUUGACUUACCAGAACGAGCAGAAUCCUGAUACGGUUGAUGGAAAAGUUGUGGAUGAUACAAAAUGUGUGAAGCUGCAGUUUGAUGAAUACUUGAAAAGGAGCAAGGAUAAAGUCAAAACUCCUCAAGGUGUUAAAAUAGGCUACACUUCAAAUUUACCAGAGGAUGAGUCUCCUAACAACAAAGUCAUCAACAACGUUGCCCAUACUAUGGAAACCUUACAAGCCAAGAUAGAAAAACAAAAACAGCUACUAGCGACUGUUUCAGAAAACACAGAGAUGAAUACGGUGAUGACGGAUUCUGGUAAAUUUGUCAGGUUGUCGGAUUUGGAUAAGCCUUUGCCAAAAGUGGAUCUGGUUAAUGAUAAACUGAUGUCGAGUUCCACAGGUUCGAAUAGGGUUUAUAAAUUGUUUGCUAAUAAUUAUGAGAACAAGUAUUUUAUGUCGAGGUCUAUUGGGAAUCACACUAAUUUGAUCACGUCUGAAGAAAAUUCUAGAAGUCUCAGCAGGCUGUUUCCUCAUUUGAGCAAAGGUUUCAGUAGUAGUUUACCGAAUGGUGUCAAUGUCAACAUGCACUUCAAUCGUAGUCCUCUGGAACUCGAUGACUUCACAUCGGACAUCAGUGUUGGUUCCAGUUUGAGUUCCAGCAUGGGAAAGUCAGGAAUGGAUCUGAGUGCAGAAGACAGUUUGUCCAGGCAGCCACGUCGCCUAGGUGAAGACUUACUGAGAAUGUUUUUGGAAGAAAUAAGUCCAGACGUUUCAAUAGAUGUAUCGGGACGUGUUCUCCGAGCUCACAAAUGCAUUUUGAGAUCACGAUGCCAAUAUUUUGCUGCCACCCUUGCUGGCAAUGAAGUUGAGACCAGGGGAAAUGUUAUUGUCAUGGAUGGUUAUACUUAUGGAGCUGUGCAUUUUGCUUUGUGCCAUAUUUAUUCUGGUGCUACGAGACCACCUGAGGGUAUCAGUUUGCAGGAGCUGGCUUCUCUAGCUGAUCUUUUGGGUCUGGAAGGUUUAAAGGAAGUUACAUCACAUGCAUUGAAGUCGACUUAUUGUCAUAUGUUCCACAAACCCUGCGAUGAGUGCAUAGCAGGAGUGUGCAUGGUGCUGCCUCUUGCGGCUGGUCACGGCCUAGACGAACUGCACGCGCGUUGCGUCCGAUGGCUCUGCAGGCACUUCCUGAGGGUGUGGCCCACCAGGCCUUUCGCCACACUGUCCACGGACUUGAUGGAAAGGGCCAGGAGACACAUCAUUGCACAUCUGAGUCCUGAAAACGUCUUGGGUACAGUUCUGGAUUGUGAAUGCUUGCUAAGCGAACUACCAGAAACACGAUGGGCUACUCGAGUUGAAGCACUUACUUUGUCAUUGUUGGAACAUGCUCAUAUGUUUGUUGCUGAUAAAUUCCCUGCUAUACUAACUGCUAACAGUUUCUUGUCCCUGGGUGGACUGAUGUGGAGAAACGUAUCUCGUCUACGGACAACUUUAAAUGAAGCAGCUUGUACAUUGGCACCAGAACAAGCUUGUAGAAGUUACCAACGUCUGGCCAGGUUGGGAACAUUAGUCAGGUGCGGAUUGAGCACUUCUGGAUUGUCUAAAAUGACACCUGAUAAACAUAACAACCAGAUUGGAGAGAAGAUUUUUGAGAUCAACCAGAGUGUGAAUGAUGGGUCGGGGGAUAUGGAUACUUCUUGGCAUCCAGAGUUUGUCAGUCUAGUAGAAGAGUUGACUUCCUCGGUGGAGCGAUGUUUGGCAAAGCAAGGUUCGAGAGCCACAAGAGCCAUUUCUUGGUCGAGACUUGAACCGAAGUUGAGGAGACGAAUUCAGGAACUGAUGACUGCCAAUGGAAACAGUCAUAAUUUUGGAAAUAGUAACAAUGAUUUGAGGAUGGCAGUCGACAAUAGGAAUAGGACGCCGAGAAGUGCAAGGAGUACAAGUUCGACCCGUAGCCAAGACUUAAAACAAAUUCGUCAAGUGAUCCACGCGAAUGCGACACGAGCUUUGUCCCAAGACAACAAUCGGCAACUGUAUGAUAAUAAUCGAGAUGUUGUCCAUAAUGCUUCAUCGAACAAUAAACAAAAUAUCACUAAAAUUCAAAACAACAUUACCACAAAGACUGCGACUCAGAAUAAGAGUUUACCAGUUCCGCAAAAGUUUGAUAAAAAUCAGGGAAUUAGGAAUUUGAAGAAUCAAGCUGGAAGUAUUAGUAAAAGUUCAUCCAAUAAGAGUAUACCAAUAGAAAACUCUAAAUUGAAGGCUAAAGGUUCGGUUAAACCCGCAGACACGGCUAAACCUGCAAGCAACAGACAAAGAUCACAAUCUGAAGUAAUUGUUAAAACAACGAAGUCUUAUGAACUAAAAGCUUUAUCAGCUCGUGUCGCCCAUGCUAAGCCGAGGUACUUAGAACCGCGAAAGCGGGAUUUGGAGCAGCAAGCACCGAUCAAAAAGAACCAAAACAUGAAGAACAAAUUGCUGUCUUCAAGCGACAUCAGUCGCACUCCAAGUCCCAAAGGUCGUGUUGUCAAAAAAGGUGAGUCAAGUAACAUGUCCUUAGACAGUCUGGCAUCAUCGCAAAGACUGAAAACAAUGUCCACAGACUCUUUAACACCAACAAUGGAUGAAGGCGACAACCGAUUAAGUUGUGCAAAACAAAACCAAAAUUCGGCGAUAAGAAAACUAAUAAAAACAUCACGUCCUACAAAGCGACUAACAAAAUACCUGUCAAGACAAAUUUUAAAGUUAGCAGGACUUUAA